Paramuricea clavata is the source of this 1315-nucleotide messenger RNA. NCBI's taxonomy places the organism in Eukaryota, Metazoa, Cnidaria, Anthozoa, Malacalcyonacea, Plexauridae. The record is from the annotation of a GenBank genome assembly.
AUGGAGAAUCAGUUGUACGACAGGGAUAAGGUUUUACAGUUUGUUUUAGCUGAUUCUGGCGAUGAAAAUAGCGAUAGUGAGGAUGAAUUAGUUGCUGAUGUUCAAGAUGAAUUCGGACAAGAAAUGACAUUGCCUGAUAUGAGGACAAAUGUCUCUGCACACAAGAGAGAACCAAUACUUUUUCUGGAUGAAGAAUUUAAUUAAGUAAGUAUAACAAUAAUAUUAUCCCAUUCUACCGUUAUUUGUGCAAAAUACUAUAGAUAUAAUGCUGACAAUAUGAAGAUUAUUUAUAUGAAUAGACAACAUAAUAAAUACAAGUUGUUUAGUUUUAUAUUUUUACUUUUUAGCCUGAACUUUCUGACCAAUGUGACCAUGACAUUGACAAUGAGGGUGAUAGUGAUGAAUUGAGUCGACCAUUGCAGACGAUGAGCUUGGACCAAGUACAGAAAGACGAAGUAAGGUGUCCAAACCAAAGAAAAAAGGUAAGCCAAAGAAAGUAAAAACUGUACCCAAAAAGGGGAAAAAAGAUCAACUGCCAUGGAAACAAUUUACAGGAAUUGAAGAUAACACUGGGUCCUCAGUUCCAUUUGUCGAAGUUCCUGGCCCGUCAAGACGAGCUCUUCAAGCACUGACCAUUUUGGAUAUCUUACAGUUGUUGAUUCCCAUAACACUUGUGCAAAGCUGGGUUGACGAGACAAAUAGAUAUGCUGCUGUAUUGAGAACCAGAAAACCAUCAAAUAUGAAGUGGGUUGAUGUUUCUGUGGAAGAGCUGUUUGCUUAUAUUGGAAUGGUGAUUGCCAUGGGCUUGGCAAAUCUUCCAUCAGUGCUGGAUUAUUUUGCCACUGAGCCAAUUUUGUCACACCCUUGGUUCCCUUUGAUACUCAGCCAAGACCGGUUUGUGCUGAUAUCAAGGUAUUUUCAUGUGUCGGAUGAUACACAAUUUCCUGGAGACAAAUUGGGUAAACUUCGUGCACUUAUUGAUCAUUUGGUUCAAUCGUUUCAAAACCACUGGACACCUCACCGAGAAAUCAGCAUUGAUGAGCAGAUGAUUGGCGCAAAAAAAGCCAGCAAAGUUUGGUGUGAAGAAUUGGGUACUGGCAGACUCAAUUUUCCCUUAUGUGUGCAAUUUUCAAAUUUACUGAUAAUGGAUCUUGUCAAGCCAUAUUUGAACAAAGAUCACAGAUUGUUCAUGGACAAUUUUUACAGUAUGCCUACUCUCUAUGAACAACUUUAUGAGAAAAAAACACUGGCAUGUGGAACAGUCAGACAGGAGUCACAGGACAGAAAAGGAAAGGAAUGCCAGCAGAACUAUUGA